AAUCGCUCCUCCCUAGUCCCCUAGAACGAGCGCCCUCCCCUUUGCAACGCCUCCGAACAUAUCACAGAGGCGCGCUUUCUGUGCCGCUGGCCUCAAUCAGGUCGACCAAACGCAGAUAAUAUCGCUCCACGCACCGUUGCUGAAGUCAUUCAUUCACUUGAACUCAACUAGCGAACACACCAUGUCUGGAAGAGGCAAAGGCGGCAAGGGACUCGGAAAAGGAGGCGCCAAGCGUCACCGCAAAGUUCUCCGCGAUAACAUCCAGGGAAUCACCAAACCCGCUAUCCGCCGUCUGGCUCGUCGCGGCGGCGUGAAGCGUAUUUCCGGUCUGAUCUACGAGGAGACCCGCGGUGUCCUGAAGGUGUUCCUGGAGAACGUGAUCCGUGACGCAGUCACCUACACCGAGCACGCCAAGAGGAAGACCGUUACCGCUAUGGACGUGGUCUACGCUCUGAAACGUCAGGGACGCACCCUGUACGGUUUCGGCGGUUAAAGUCACUCUCUUCGGAACCACAACACCCCGACUCGAACCCAAAGGCUCUUUUAAGAGCCACCCACUCUGUCAGUAAAAAGAGCAUUUCCAUCGCCACCGAAUGAAUGCGCAGGUAGGCUGCGUUACAUUGUAGGACCGCGGUUACAUUGUAUCAUUGUUUAAUGGGCGGCGCGCGCCGGCUCGGAGAACGGCUACAUUGUAUAAUUUCCCCCGCCCGGUCCAGCGUAGGGGUUUAGCACGCCUUUUUUGUUGUCUUUGCACGCUGAAUAGUAACCCAUGUUUGUCGGCCUCCAUUCCAGGUGAAGGCAAUGUAAAAUGGCACCAUUUGACAAAGGGUGUAAAUAAAAAAGCAGUCUGUUGGGUUUGAA
Molecule: messenger RNA, 861 nt
Organism: Coregonus clupeaformis (lake whitefish)
Lineage: Eukaryota; Metazoa; Chordata; Actinopteri; Salmoniformes; Salmonidae
Product: histone H4
Exons: 1
Coding region: 182-493 (103 amino acids)
Biological process (GO): nucleosome assembly
Cellular component (GO): nucleosome
Molecular function (GO): protein heterodimerization activity; DNA binding; structural constituent of chromatin
Source: RefSeq, a predicted model, not a curated record